GAGUAGGAUUCUCAAUAGAGUCCUUUUUUUUUUUUUUUUUUUUUUUUUUUCCCAAAAGAGAAGUCAGAAACUUACGGCCCUGAUUUCUGCUCCCCACAAUAAAUAACUAUUCAAACAAGGAAAAAGUAGUCUUCUUCAUCUUCCCCUUUUAAUUCAAAAGCUCCAAUUUUUGUCCUUUACCCUUCUCCCCCACCCCCACCCCCACCUUUAUGUCACCAGCCUGCACUAAUUCCCCCAUUUUUUCAUACCCUUCAUUUCAAAUCUAGGGUUUCUAUUUCUAUUUCAACAUUUUCUCUUAUAUAUGGUUACUAGAGGAGGAGCUUCAUGUAAGUAAGUAAGUAAAUGGAAGGAAGAGAAGACAUGUCAUCGACUCCUUAUUAUCAUCAUCAUCAUGGGUUACAUUUACAAUCUGGGUUUAUGCCUGUUACCAAUACUAACAACAACAUUUCAGUUCAAUCCAAUAAUACUUCAACCCAUUUUGCUGCGUCCACUGGUCUGUCUGGUGAACUUGUGAAGAAGAAAAGAGGAAGGCCUAGGAAGUAUGGACUUGAUGGAUCAAACGUGUCUCUUGGACUUUCUCCACUUUCAGCUAAAUCUCCGGCGGUGGAGAACACCACGCCUAACCCGAAGAAGAGAGGCAGGCCUCCUGGAAGUGGGAGGAAACAACAGUUAUCUUCUCUUGGUGAAUGGAUGAAUAGUUCGGCAGGACUGGCUUUUGCACCACAUGUAAUGCAUAUUGCAGCAGGAGAAGAUGUAGCCUCAAAAGUAUUGUCAUUUUCGCAACAAAGAUCGAGAGCUGUAUGCAUAUUAUCCGCAACUGGUACUGUUUCAGCAGUUUCUCUACGUCAACCUACAUCGUCUGCCAACAAUGUCACCUACGAGGGGCGUUUUCAGAUUUUAUGCUUAUCGGGUUCAUACCUAGUUGCCGAAAAUGGUGGACCCCGCAGUAGAACAGGGGGUAUAAGUGUUUCUCUUUGUAGCUCCGAUGGACAUGUCAUAGGUGGUGCGGUUGGUGGUAUGCUUACUGCGGCUGGCCCUGUUCAGGUGGUGUUGUGUAGCUUCACUUAUGGUGGUGGUGGUUUGAAGGUGGCACAACCGGAGCUUAUCAGCCCUAAAGUGGAGCAUAAGUCUGAUGACAUAACAUCAUCAUCAUCACCGCCCAACCGUGCUAAUGCUCCUCCUUCGGGUCAAAACCUUAGUUUAAGUUCUUCAUCGGGAAUGAUGUCAGGUUUACGUCAGAAUACGAGAAAUCCCCAGAUGGAUAUUGAUCUUAUGCGCGGCUGACUUGAGUGAGUUUGAUGAUAUAAUUGACAAACACAUUAGGUGUUUUGUACAUUGGGAUGUAAAUGAAACUGCUAUCUAUGUUUGAUCAUUAUGUUGUUGCUAACAAGUUUGUUGUCCUAGGAAGAUUGUUAUUAUUAUUAUUAUUAUCAGUAGUAGUAUUAGGAUUGUUGCUAUUUUCAUUAUGUUGAAAAUUGGAAUCAUUAGAAGAAGAGGUUAGAAAAGUGUACUUGACCAGAUUAGAGUGAACUUCUAAGCUUUUUAAUUUUAUUUCAUUGUC
This is a messenger RNA of Impatiens glandulifera, 1561 nucleotides long. RefSeq names its product AT-hook motif nuclear-localized protein 5-like. The transcript is spliced from 5 exons. Gene Ontology annotation, molecular function: minor groove of adenine-thymine-rich DNA binding. The record is from RefSeq and is a predicted model, not a curated record. Lineage: Eukaryota; Viridiplantae; Streptophyta; Magnoliopsida; Ericales; Balsaminaceae. The coding region runs from base 343 to 1284 and encodes 313 amino acids.